This is a messenger RNA of Cannabis sativa, 4410 nucleotides long. RefSeq names its product kinesin-like protein KIN-7O. Gene Ontology annotation, biological process: microtubule-based movement. Bases 309 to 4097 code for a protein of 1262 amino acids. NCBI's taxonomy places the organism in Eukaryota, Viridiplantae, Streptophyta, Magnoliopsida, Rosales, Cannabaceae. The transcript has 32 exons. Gene Ontology annotation, molecular function: microtubule motor activity; microtubule binding; ATP binding. The record is from RefSeq and is a predicted model, not a curated record.
CUUUUUUAAAUACAAAUACAUAAAAAAGCUUUUCCCUCCUUUUCUCCAAAGAGUAGGAUCUCGAGAAGAUUAGCCGACUGAGAUUCAUUUGAGGUCCCCAGAUUGAUUCUCUGCGUUCGGCUCCUCUAUCUUCUUCCUCGUCACCUCCGUCUCUGCCGUUUCUACUCAGUUGUUCCGCCGCCGAUUUCGGGAACCUCAUCUUUUAGAUUCGUCGAAUUGGACCCAUAGAAGGACUGUUCGUCGUGGACUGUACCUUUGCCUGAAACCUCUUUUCAGCGAUAUUUUCCGGCGGCGCAUCAACUAACUCAAUGGAGAGAAUACACGUGGCCGUUCGUGCUCGACCUCUUUCGGUUGAGGAUGCUAAGUCCAGUCCAUGGCGUAUUUCUUCCAACGCCAUUUUCAUUCCUAAUCACUCCUCCAAGUUUGAAUUCGAUCGAAUUUUCUCCGAAGACUGUAAGACUCUGGAUGUUUAUGAAGCCCGAACUAAAGAAAUCGUUUCCGCUGCCGUUGGGGGUUUCAAUGGAACUGUAUUUGCUUAUGGGCAGACUAACAGUGGGAAAACUUUUACCAUGCGAGGCUCGGCUAUGGAGCCAGGUGUGAUUCCUCUCGCCGUGAGGGAUUUGUUCAAUACAAUUCAUCGGGAUGUAAAUCGAGAAUUUCUUCUGCGUAUGUCCUACAUGGAGAUCUAUAACGAGGAGAUUAACGACUUGUUGGCUCCUGAGCAUCGGAAAUUACAGAUUCAUGAAAAUCUAGAGCGGGGAAUAUAUGUGGCUGGGUUGCGUGAAGAAAUUGUUGCAUCACCUGAACAAGUCCUCAGUUUUAUGGAGUUUGGAGAAUCUCAUCGGCAUAUUGGAGAGACUAAUAUGAACGUCCACAGUAGCAGAUCCCACACUAUUUUCCGCAUGAUAAUUGAGAGUCGAGAUAAAACUGAAGACCAAGACAUCGGUAAUUGUGAUGCUGUUCGUGUUUCAGUAUUGAAUUUAGUUGACCUUGCUGGAUCAGAACGUGCUGCAAAAACCGGGGCAGAAGGUGUUAGACUUAAAGAGGGAUCCCACAUAAACAAAAGCUUGAUGACACUGGGAACGGUUAUUAAGAAACUGAGUGAAGGUGUAGAGAGUCAAGGGGGUCAUGUUCCAUAUAGAGAUAGUAAACUAACGCGCAUUUUACAACCUGCUCUCGGUGGAAAUGCAAACACAGCUAUAAUAUGCAACAUUACACUUGCACAGGUUCACGCAGACGAGACUAAAAGCAGUCUACAAUUUGCAAGCAGGGCUUUGCGUGUUAAAAAUUGUGCUCAUGUCAAUGAGAUUUUAACAGAUGCUGCUUUGUUAAAGCGUCAAAAGAAGGAAAUUGAGGAGCUUCGAGCCAAAUUACAGGGUCCUCAUUCAGAACAUUUUGAAGAACAGAUCCUCAAUCUGCGGAAUAAAUUAUUAAAGACUGAGCUGGAUAGGGAACGCAUAGCUUUGGAGUUGGAAGAGGAAAGAAAAGCCCAAGCCGAAUAUGAGAAGAAGGUUCAAGAACAAGAAAAGAAAAUUGAGAACUUGAGCUCAAUGGUUUUGUGUUCAAAUAGGGAUGAAAGUCGAGAUCGUUUUAGAAAGGAGAAGAGGCGAGAUACUUGGUGUGCGGGUAACCUCUCUCGGGAGACUCUUGAAGAGGUGUAUUCUACCAUGCAAUCAGAGGCUUCUGAUAUAAAACCCAUGAAAAAGAAGCGUGAUACUGGACCACUUCUUCCGUUUGAGGCACUUAUGGACAGCAUCCCUGAGGAUGAUUCCUCCACACAAGAUGAAGAUAGUAAAAGUAAUGCAUCUGAGGAGUAUAAGCUUCCUGAUCCUUGUGUUUUAUUGCAUAUAACAAACAGGAGAAAAGUGCCCGUCAGAAAGAAAGACCAACACUUGGACAAUGAAGUAGCAGAUGUCCAAGCAGAAUAUGAAGAUCUGUUUAUUAAAUUUGAAAGUCAGAGAACUGAAAGUGAGAUUCAAAUUGAUUUCUUGACAAGAAAGCUUGCUGAGGUUGAUAUAGUUUCUGGUGUUAAGGACUGUAUAACCAAUAAUGCUACUGAAGGUACAAUUACUGGGGAUAGGAAUUUGGAUUCAAAUGAGUCAGAGACUAUUCUUGUGAUUAAAAGGCUUCAAGAAAAGAUUAACAAGUUGGAAAUGGAGAAGAAUUCAAGCCAGGUAAACCUGGCAAGCAUUGUGGAGCUUGCAACAGAGCAGAACAUUUGUGCUCGCGAGAAGUUUGAUGAGCUCUAUGAAAAGCUUUCGAAUGCACGGGAGGAGGUUCGGGUCGCUCAUGAACAACUUACUACUAAUGAAUCUGAGGAAUAUUCUGCUUUUAUGGAAAAGCUUUUAACUGAAGUCCAAGAUAUAAUUUCAGAAGUUCAGGACUCAAAAAUGGUUACUGAUGGUAUCUCUUCAUUUGUGGAUGAUGUCUCUGAGACUUUUGCUGCUGUGAUUAAUAUGUUCCUUGAUUUCAAGACUUUGAUUAGCCAGAGUUCUCUUCAAGAAAGAUCAAUUAUAAGUAACCAUGAGAAUUUGAAUUCUUGCUUGAUGCAGAAAGUUUAUAAACUUGAGAAUGAGAAGGGUCAUUUGCAUGAUCAAUUUGUUGAUCUCCAGAACCAGAUUGAAGAAAUUAAACUAGAGGCUCAUAACUCAGAGCAGUCUUUGAGAACACUUUUGGAACAGCAAGAGUUAGAAAAGGAAGAGUAUAUGUCUUAUAUUCAAAUUCUUGAAAAGGAAAUUUCAAGUAUUUCGUCUUGUUCCUCUGCCAAGGAAAAAGAAACUUUGAGAAAAGAUCUUGAAAAAACAAAAGUGAAACUGAAAGAUGCAGAGUUCAAACUUAAGAACGCAAUGCAGGAGAAAACCAAAAUUGAGGGUGCAAAAGCAUUUGCAGAACGAGAAAUAAAACGUUUGCAGGGUCAGAACUCUCUCCUUGAACGUGAUAUUAACAAACGUGAGUCACUUGCUGGACGAAGGCAUGAUUCAUUUGUAGAUAAGAAUUCAAAGAUGUCUGAUCCAAAAAAGUCGAAAGGUCUAACAGUGCCUUUUGAUCAGACACUACAGGAGGAGUACAAAAAGAUGGAAGUUUAUGCAUUUGAAAUGGAAACAAAGAUUUCUUCUCUGAAAGAGGAAUUAUCAGUUAUAUGUGCGGAGAAGGAAGAGACAUUAUCCAGAAAUGAAGAUCUGACUUCUGAAUUAGAAGCUUUGGCUGAGAAGUUAAAUGAUUCCAACACAGAAAUGAAUCUGUUACAGGAAGAAGUUUUGGUGCUUAAGCAAAAGUUGGAAGAAAACCAGUUUGAACAGCGACAAAUGGAGAGCUCCAUAAAAAUACUGGUAGAAGAGAAGGAAGAAUUGGCAAUGCAACUUUCACAUUCACUGUUGGAAAUGGAGGAAGAAAAGGCAAUAUGGUUUGCUAAAGAGAAAGCUACUGUUGAAGUCAUAGAUGAAAAAACAAGGUUAUAUAACACGGAGAUUAUGUCAUUAACGAAAGAAUUGUCAGAGGUAAGAAACAAACUGGAGUCUAGCAGACAAGAAAGUGAGAUUCUGAGGGAAAGAAUGACAUGCUUUGGGGAAGAUUUGGCAAGGGAGAAAAACAGCAUGAAGAUUUUUAUGGGAGCUAAUCAACCAAGGAAUGAUGUAAAUCAAAGUGCUAUUGGGAAUAAACAAGAUCAAGAGUGUGAGUGUCUCAAAAACGAACUUCAUAUUAUGACGGAGGAAAGGGAUUUAUUAACAAUUGAGAUCCAAAAGCAGCAAACUCAUGCAGCUGAAAUGGAAAUUCUGAAUACAAGGUGUAACAGCAUGUUGAUGGAGGCAAAAGUUCAAGUGGACGAGCUGACUAGGAGAAAUUCCAGCAUGGAACUCAAGAUGCACAAUGAUCAAGUUAACAACAACAAACAAGUGUCAAAACUGAAAAUGAGGCUUAAAUGGACGCAAGCAAAGCUAGAUGCAUUUCGAGAUAGAUUCAGGGAGAUUGUAAAUGAGACUGAUCAUAUGAACAGGACAUAUGAGACAGCUGCAAUGAAGCUGAAGGAACGAUUGGCUUCCAAAGGAACUGAGGUCCUUAACCUCAAGAAGCAACUUCUUACUGUGAAGGAGCAAUGAGCAAAUUAUACCCUCCAUGGUAGCUCUGUUAAAUAUUUAUUCAGGCUAGUUAGUUAGCAUUUUUAUGAUGGUAAAAUCUUUUGCUGUAAUUUGGUUAUAUGCUCACUUUUGUAAAUUUGAACUCGUAGGCUUUAAUGAGACUUUUAAGGCUGCAAAUAUCUAGGGAACUCCAUAAAAUAAUUAGAUUAGGCUCGUUUGGUACGCUGCAUUGUAUUAUGUUUUACAAAGUAUGGUAUUGUUUAUAGCUGCUGUUAAUAAAUGUAUUUAUCUUUGUACAAGAACUAUGAUAGUAGGAACUUUUUUUUUUUUGUCA